AUGGCAAGCGACCAUGAGGAGCCAAGAACCAGAGAGAUGUGGAUUUGGAUUGUCGGGGCAGGAGCCGCUAGAAAACCGGUGAGACCAAUAAGCUGGAGGGUAUGCAACUACCGUAUCACUAAGGCCGGAACAACGCAGACAAAGGAUGCUCGAGGACGCAUGUCCAGGGCCACCAGGGCUGGAGCUGCACCGACAAUGUAUGUGACGGAUGAGCGCCCCCAACAGGAGGUUGCUUUGCCUUCAUUCGAUCGCUUAGUGGUAGAAAGAGACAGGAUUGUACAUGAAGUGCCGCGGCAGGGUGGUAGAGAUGUGAACGCAGAGUCAGAGGAUGCGCACGGAAAGAAUUCCGAGGGCAAUAUAGACUUGCAUCACCAAAUUGAUACUGAACAUAAAGUUAAAGUUCUCCCCGCACCAAAAAUUGAACAAGCGAAGCCAGUACCAGUUCCAGUUCCACCCAGAAAAGAUUUCAGUGACAACAACAUGAGACGUCCCAGGGUCCCAAGUGCUGAUGAAUUGGAGAAGGCUAAGGCUUGUCAGCUUGAAUUCGGGAGUUACUGUCUCUGGUCCAUUGAACACAAAGAAGUUAUGAAAGAUGCCAUUGUAAAAAAACUAAAAGAUCAGCUAUUUGUGGCUCGAUCUUACUACCCAAGCAUUGCCAAACUUAAAGGAAAGGAGGCACUGACUCGUGAAUUGAAGCAGAAUAUCCAAGAACAUGAGAGGGUUCUAAGUGAAUCCAUUGUUGAUGCUGAUCUACCAUCCUUCAUAAAAAAGAAGAUAGAGAGGAUGGACCGUGCAAUAGCAAGAGCCAAAUCGUGCACUGUGGAUUGUAACAAUGUUGACAAAAAGCUUCGCCAGAUACUUCAUAUGACGGACGAUGAAGCUCAUUUUCAUAUGAAGCAGAGUGCCUACUUAUACAACCUUGGUGUUCACACGAUGCCCAAAAGUCAUCAUUGCCUUAAUAUGAGGUUGACAGUAGAAUAUUUUAAAUCAACUACAUUGGAUUCAGAUGACUCUCCUGUCCAUAAGUUUAAUGUUCCAGAUCAUAGGCACUACAUUAUAUUAUCCAAAAAUGUGCUUGCCGCUUCCGUUGUCAUCAACUCAUCUGUUAGUAGUUCUGAGGAGACCAGGAAUGUAGUCUUUCAUGUACUAACCGAUGCUCAAAAUUUCUAUGCAAUGAAGCAUUGGUUUUCAAGAAAUGCCUACAGAGAAUCAGCUGUCAAUGUCAUUAACUACGAGCAUAUUAUUUUGGAGAAUUUGCCAGAGUUCAGCAUGCAGCAGUUGUAUAUGCCCGAGGAAUUCCGUGUUUUCGUCAGUAGCUUUGAGCGACCUACCGAGAAGUCUAGAAUGGAGUAUUUAUCAGUGUUUAGUCACUCACAUUUCUUUAUUCCGGAAAUAUUUAAAGAUUUAAAGAAGGUGAUUGUGUUGGAUGAUGAUGUCAUUGUUCAACGUGAUCUCUCUUUCUUGUGGAAUCUUGAUAUGGGAGAUAAGGUGAAUGCCGCAGUCAAGUUUUGUGGCCUGAGACUGGGCCAACUAAGAAACCUUCUCGGCGAGGCAAUGUACGAUCCCCAGUCAUGUGCAUGGAUGUCUGGGUUGAAUGUCAUUAAUUUGGAAAAAUGGAGAGAGUAUAAUGUUACAGAGAAUUACCUGCAACUCCUGGAAAAGUUCCGGAACAAUGAUGACGAGGCCUCACUACGAGCUGCAGCUUUACCUAUAAGCUUGCUUUCCUUCCAGAAUCUUGUAUAUCCUCUUGAUGAGAGGUUGACUUUAUCUGGGCUCGGCUAUCAGUACGGAAUUGAAGAAAAAGUGAUCCGAACUUCUGCAUCAUUGCACUACAAUGGUAAUAUGAAACCUUGGCUUGAAUUGGGUAUACCAAAUUACAGGAAGUACUGGAAGAGGUUUCUGGCACGAGAUGAGCGAUUCAUGGACGAGUGCAAUUUAGAGAAAUUAGCCUUAAGUCGAAGGAUAAUGCGAAACUUGUUGGUCACAACUAACAAGGUUGACAGCUCGGUGGAUAUCUUUGCACAUUCUUGUUCAUUUUCUUGCGUCACGGAAAAUGUGAAAUGGUAUGCAUUAGGUAGGGAUGAUAGAAGUGCCAUCGGUAUUUGA
Triticum turgidum subsp. durum (durum wheat) is the source of this 2106-nucleotide messenger RNA. NCBI's taxonomy places the organism in Eukaryota, Viridiplantae, Streptophyta, Magnoliopsida, Poales, Poaceae. The record is from the annotation of a GenBank genome assembly.